AUGAAGGACGGGCCAAGACCAUUGAAGACGGCCAAGACCAUCAAGGGGGGGGGGGGCCAAGACUUACUGGCCAAGACCAUGAAGACGGCCAAGACCAUGAAGACGGCCAAGACCAUCAAGACGCCCAGACCAUCAAGACACACCAUGAAGACGGCCAAGACCAUCAAGACGGCCAAGACCAUGAAGACGGCCAAGACCAUGAAGACGGCCAAGACCAUCAAGACGGCCAAGACCAUCAAGACGGCCAAGACCAUCAAGACGGCCAAGACCAUCAAGACGGCCAAGACCAUCAAGACGGCCAAGACCAUGAAGACGGCCAAGACCAUCAAGACGGCCAAGACCAUCAAGACGGCCAAGACCAUCAAGACGGCCAAGACCAUCAAGACGGCCAAGACCAUGAAGACGGCCAAGACCAUGAAGACGGCCAAGACCAUGAAGACGGCCAAGACCAUGAAGACGGCCAAGACCAUCAAGACGGCCAAGACCAUCAAGACGGCCAAGACCAUCAAGACGGCCAAGACCAUGAAGACGGCCAAGACCAUGAAGACGGCCAAGACCAUGAAGACGGCCAAGACCAUGAAGACGGCCAAGACCAUGAAGACGGCCAAGACCAUGAAGACGGCCAAGACCAUGAAGACGGCCAAGACCAUCAAGACGGCCAAGACCAUGAAGACGGCCAAGACCAUGAAGACGGCCAAGACCAUGAAGACGGCCAAGACCAUGAAGACGGCCAAGACCAUGAAGACGGCCAAGACCAUCAAGACGGCCAAGACCAUGAAGACGGCCAAGACCAUCAAGACGGCCAAGACCAUCAAGACGGCCAAGACCAUGAAGACGGCCAAGACCAUGAAGACGGCCAAGACCAUCAAGACGGCCAAGACCAUGAAGACGGCCAAGACCAUGAAGACGGCCAAGACCAUGAAGACGGCCAAGACCAUGAAGACGGCCAAGACCAUGAAGACGGCCAAGACCAUGAAGACGGCCAAGACCAUCAAGACGGCCAAGACCAUGAAGACGGCCAAGACCAUGAAGACGGCCAAGACCAUCAAGACGGCCAAGACCAUGAAGACGGCCAAGACCAUCAAGACGGCCAAGACCAUCAAGACGGCCAAGACCAUCAAGACGGCCAAGACCAUGAAGACGGCCAAGACCAUGAAGACGGCCAAGACAUGA
This is a messenger RNA of Closterium sp. Naga37s-1, 1173 nucleotides long. The record is from the annotation of a GenBank genome assembly. NCBI's taxonomy places the organism in Eukaryota, Viridiplantae, Streptophyta, Zygnematophyceae, Desmidiales, Closteriaceae.